Messenger RNA from Boeremia exigua, 1740 nucleotides. RefSeq names its product Vps5 C terminal like-domain-containing protein. Gene Ontology annotation, biological process: protein retention in Golgi apparatus; retrograde transport, endosome to Golgi. Gene Ontology annotation, molecular function: phosphatidylinositol binding. The transcript is spliced from 4 exons. Gene Ontology annotation, cellular component: endosome. Bases 1 to 1740 code for a protein of 579 amino acids. NCBI's taxonomy places the organism in Eukaryota, Fungi, Ascomycota, Dothideomycetes, Pleosporales, Didymellaceae. The record is from RefSeq and is a predicted model, not a curated record.
AUGGAGCUCGGCGAUGAUUCCCCGUGGGGCGACGUGCCCUCGCAGUCGGCCGCAGACGCGCCCAAGCCCGACAAGGACAAGGACGGGUCCAGCACUCUCGCGCCCGCGCCCAUCGACGCCGCCGCCGCAUCUGCCCCCAGCGCGUCCGCUGCACCACGCUCGCCGGCCGCCCGCGGCCCCCGCCGGCGCCAGUAUGGCACGCAGUCGACGAAGCUCGAAGCUGUAGACGACCCGCUCGGCCCGCUGGGAGCUCCCACGCCGCCCGCCGCGCCCGAGCCGCCGCAGAAGGAGGCCGCCGCGCGCAGCAAUCGCCCCAUGACCGGCACCUCGACGUCGUCGUCGCUGCGCGGCAUGAUGGACUCGGUCGACCUCAACGACGACGACGAGCCGCCGGCGCAGGGCCCGCGCGUGCCCCCGCCCGUCCAGGCAGCCGCCCACGCCGCGCCCCCGCGCCAGGCCCAGCCCAGCGUGAGCAUCGAGCAGGCCGCGAAGCCGACCUUUUCCAUCUACGUCGGCGACCCGCACAAGGUCGGCGACCUGACGAGCUCGCACACCGAGUACUCGGUCACCACCAAGACCACGUCCAAGGGCUACCGCAACCCCGAGUUCACCGUCUCGCGCCGCUACCGCGACUUCCUCUGGCUGUACACCCAGCUGCACAACAACAGCCCGGGCGUCAUCAUCCCCCCGCCGCCCGAGAAGCAGUCGCUCGGCCGCUUCGAGGCCGACUUUGUCGAGUCGAGACGCGCCGCGCUGGAGCGCAUGCUAAACAAGACCGCCGCCCACCCCGUGCUGCAGCACGACGGCGACCUGAAGCUCUUCCUCGAGAGCGACGCCUUCAACGUGGACAUCAAGAACAAGGAGCGCAAGGAUGUGGGGCUGGGCGAGAGCAAGGGCAUGUUUGGCGGCAUGCUGUCCGGCAACAGCGGCAAGUUUGUAGAGCACGACGAUUGGUUCCACGACCGCAAGGUCUAUCUCGAUGCGCUGGAGAACCAGCUCCGCGCGCUCCUCAAGGCCACCGACACCGUUGUGAUGCAGCGCAAGGGCCUCGCAGACGCCUGCGGCGACUUCUCCGCCUCCCUGCACUCGCUCUCCGCCGUCGAGCUCUCGCCCGCCCUCUCCGGGCCGCUCGACAGCCUCUCCGACAUCCAAAUCCGCAUCCGCGAACUCUACGAGCGCCAGGCCCAGCAAGACGUCCUGACCAUGGGCAUCGUCAUCGACGAGUACAUCCGCCUGAUCGGCUCCGUCAAGACCUCCUUCCAGCAGCGCCAGAAGUCCUACCACGCCUGGCACACCGCCGAGCAGGAGCUGCAGAAGCGCAAGACCAACCAGGACAAGCUGCUGCGCCAGGGCCGCUCGCAGCAGGACCGUCUGAAUCAGCUCGGCGCCGAUGUCGCGGAUGCAGAGCGCAGGGUCCACCAGGCCCGUCUCCUGUUCGACGACAUGGGCCGCCUGAUGCGCAGCGAGCUGGAGCGCUUCGAGCGCGAGAAGGUCGAGGACUUCAAGUCGGGCGUCGAGACGUACUUGGAGAGUGCCGUGGAGGCGCAGAAGGAGCUCAUCGAGAUCUGGGAAACCUUCCUCAUGCAGCUCGACACCGAAGACGGCGAGACCUUUGUCCCGCCCGCGGGCGUCGUCGCGUCUCCCGCCCCCGAGCAGAACGAGCCGGCGAACGGGCGUGCGGGCGCGCAAGACGACGACGAGGCGCUGCGCGCGGAUGCGGAGCGAGAGGGGGGCGCGUAG